Molecule: messenger RNA, 2718 nt
Organism: Capsella rubella
Lineage: Eukaryota; Viridiplantae; Streptophyta; Magnoliopsida; Brassicales; Brassicaceae
Product: probable galactinol--sucrose galactosyltransferase 6
Exons: 5
Coding region: 60-2606 (848 amino acids)
Source: RefSeq, a predicted model, not a curated record
UCCGAGAAACCUGUAAUUUCCCAAACCAGCAAAGAUACAGAGAUAUACAAGAAAAAACAAUGGCGUCACAGAGGUACUGCUACAAUGGAAUCCACGGUAUAAAAAGGGUUCAUCCUCUAAUUCACUCUCUCACAUCUUCUCGAAGUCGAUUCUCCUCUUCUUCGUCUUCUCUUCCAUUUAAAUCCAUACCUCCUCCUCAAUCUCUCCUUCUCCCAUCACACCUUCGUCUUCCCUCUUCUUCUGGUCUUGGAUUUCGCAGGCAUUGUUCUUCUACUCGUGCCUUUCACUUUUCUUCAUAUAAGAGAAACGAGGCAGCAUCGGCUUUCAAGAGAAGGUACAGAGAAAAGGAGGAGGAAGAAGACGAGAUGACUAUUAAACCGUCGGUUCGGAUCUCUAAUGGCAAUCUCAUCAUCAAAAACCGGACGAUUUUAACCGGUUUACCAGACAAUGUCAUGACGACGUCAGCAUCGGAGGCUGGACCGGUCGAAGGGGUCUUCGUCGGAGCGGUAUUCGACAAGGAUGAUAGCAAACACAUCGUGCCGAUCGGUACGUUACGCGAUUCCCGGUUUAUGUCUUGUUUCCGGUUUAAGCUCUGGUGGAUGGCUCAGAGAAUGGGCCAAAUGGGUCGAGAUAUCCCUUACGAGACGCAGUUCUUAUUGGUCGAGAGCAACGACGGCUCUCACCUUGAGCCUGACGGAGAUAACGGCGUCGAGAGUAACCAGAAAAUUUACACCGUUUUCUUGCCGUUAAUCGAGGGGUCUUUCCGUUCCUGUCUUCAAGGAAACGUUAACGAUGAGGUUGAGCUCUGUUUGGAGAGUGGUGACGCCGACACUAAACGGUCCUCGUUUACUCACUCUCUGUAUGUUCACGCCGGUACGGAUCCGUUUCAGACGAUCACGGACGCUAUUCGCACCGUUAAGUCGCAUUUGAGUAGUUUCCGUCAGCGUCACGAGAAGAAGCUUCCGGGGAUCGUUGACUACUUCGGGUGGUGCACUUGGGACGCGUUUUAUCAAGAAGUGACUCAAGAAGGCGUCGAAGCUGGUCUUGAAUCUCUCGCCGCCGGUGGAACGCCUCCCAAGUUUGUCAUUAUCGACGACGGUUGGCAAUCCGUUGCUACUGAUGAAACCACUGAAGAGAAGACAGAGUCGCCGCUUUUUCGAUUGACGGGGAUCAAGGAGAAUGCUAAGUUCCAGAAGAAGGAUGAUCCAAAAGUUGGGAUUGAGAACAUUGUCAAGAUUGCUAAGGAGAAACAUGGUUUGAAAUACGUUUACGUGUGGCACGCUAUAACGGGUUAUUGGGGCGGGGUUAGACCUGGGGAAGAGUAUGGAUCUGUGAUGAAGUAUCCGAAUGCGACGAAAGGUGUGGUGGAGAAUGACCCGACGUGGAAGACGGAUGUAUUGACGCUUCAAGGGUUGGGUUUGGUUAACCCAAAGAAGGUGUAUAAGUUCUACAACGAGCUUCAUAGUUACUUGGCUGAUGCUGGUGUGGACGGUGUGAAGGUGGAUGUGCAGUGUAUAUUGGAGACUUUGGGUGGUGGAUUAGGCGGUCGGGUUGAGUUAACGCGUCAGUUUCAUCAAGCUCUUGACGCCUCUGUUGCUAAGAACUUCCCUGACAAUGGCUGCAUUGCUUGUAUGAGUCACAAUACCGAUGCUCUAUACUGCUCGAAGCAAGCUGCGGUUAUUAGAGCAUCAGAUGAUUUCUACCCUCGCGAUCCGGUGUCUCACACCAUCCACAUAGCUUCUGUUGCAUAUAACAGUGUGUUUUUGGGAGAGUUUAUGCAGCCUGACUGGGACAUGUUCCAUUCCGUGCACCCUGCGGCAGAGUACCAUGCCUCUGCUAGGGCCAUCAGUGGUGGACCUCUCUAUGUCAGUGAUGCUCCUGGAAAGCACAAUUUUGAGCUUCUAAGAAAGCUUGUGUUGCCUGAUGGAUCAAUCCUUCGUUGUCGAUUACCUGGUAGACCAACCCGCGAUUGUUUGUUCACAGAUCCUACCCGUGAUGGUGUCAGCUUGCUAAAGAUAUGGAACAUGAACAAGUACACUGGAGUUCUUGGCGUGUAUAACUGUCAAGGAGCAGCUUGGAGCAGCACAGAAAGAAAAAACAUCUUCCACCAGACAAAAACUGAUUGCAUCACUGGCUCCUUUCGUGGUCGUGAUGUGCAUUCAAUAUCUGAGGCCUCUACUGACCCAACAACAUGGAAUGGAGAUUGUGCUGUUUACUCGCAGAGCGAAGGUGAACUCUGCGUCAUGCCAUACAAUGUGUCUCUCCCUAUCUCUCUCAAAAUCCGGGAGCACAAGAUCUUCACGGUGAGCCCCAUUAGUCAUCUGGUUGAUGGUGUAUCUUUUGCCCCAAUCGGUCUUGUAAAUAUGUACAAUUCGGGAGGAGCUAUCGAAAGACUUAGAUAUGAAGUCGAGAAGAUGAAGGUGGUAAUGGAAGUUAAAGGCUGUGGUAAAUUUGGAGCUUACUCAUCCGUGAAGCCUAAGAGAUGCAUUGUUGAGUCAAAUGAGAUGGCUUUCGAGUAUGAUUCCUCCUCUGGUUUGGUCACCUUUGAGUUGGAGAACAUACCUAUAGAGACCAAACGAUUGCAUGCGCUCGAAGUAGAGCUAUGAAGAGUGAUUUAAACAAUUCAUUAUACAGAAACAGUCUUAAAAUCUGUAUUACGUAAUUUAUUAUAUGUAAACUUUUGGUUAUUGUUGUAGCUACUUUUGAUGAUGUACCGUU